GGCAAGUUUACAACCCCAAAGACAGAAGCAAAAUACAGCAUGUCAAGCACCAUUCUAGAAGUAGUCAAAGCAUGCGACAAUUUCAUCCAACCCGGCCAACCCACCACACACCCACGAGCCACAGAGAACAGCUACGCCUUCCGCGUAAACGGCUGCAGUGCUACACUGGGCCACAUCCUCCGAGAAACCGUGGAGAAGAUCCAAUGGUCAGGGUGGUGGACGAUCGACCACACGGAACGUAUCGUGACCCUAGCGACGGCGGCGACCGCGACCGCUGCGGUGCGCUCGCGCAUAGUCGCGGAAACACUGGCCGCCACGCGCGAGCGCUCCGUGAUCUCGAUGCUGGAUCAGUGGCGCGAAGAGCCCUUUCCGGUGUAUGGGCCGGACGGGAAUGUCGUGCUGGAGGUCGAGCGGUGCGCCAGCGCCUUGUUCGGGAUCGUGACGUACGGGGUGCAGCUGGUCUGUUAUGUGAGGGACGAAGGGACGAGUUGUCUGCGCGUGUGGGUGGCUACGAGGUCGCCACAGAAGCAGACGUACCCUGGUAUGCUGGACUGCACGGCUGCGGGCGGGCUUGUGGCGGGCAUGACGCCGAUUGAAGCGCUCGUCUGUGAGGCACGGGAGGAGGCUUCCCUCUCGGAGGAUAUGGUUAGAGGAGGGGUUAAGUCUAUGGGUCAUCUUAGCUACUUCCAUGUCCGCGGGAGGAGCGCUGGGGGAGAGGUCGGUCUCCUGCAGCCUGAGGUCGAGUAUACGUAUCAACUCGAACUAGACGCAGGCGUCGUCCCGACGCCACGAGACUCCGAAGUGCAGGGGUUCAGUCUCUGGACGGUCGAGGAGGUGCUUGUUGCUCUGAGGGCGGGGCGGUUCAAGCCCAAUAGUGCGGUGGUGAUAGUCCAGUUUCUCAUGCACCAUGAUGUUAUCACCCCGGAGAAUGAGCCGGCCUACGCGGAGAUAUGCUCUCACUUGCAUCGCAAGCUUGAUUUGCCUGUGUUGAUCCAGCCGUACCAAUGA
Aspergillus homomorphus CBS 101889 is the source of this 1008-nucleotide messenger RNA. Its product is annotated as thiamine pyrophosphokinase-related protein. Lineage: Eukaryota; Fungi; Ascomycota; Eurotiomycetes; Eurotiales; Aspergillaceae. The record is from RefSeq and is a predicted model, not a curated record. Bases 40 to 1008 code for a protein of 322 amino acids. Gene Ontology annotation, molecular function: 8-oxo-dGDP phosphatase activity. The transcript is spliced from 2 exons.